GACAUGGCAACAGGAAACCACUCCAAAGUGACUGAGUUCAUCCUGGCUGGGUUAACUGACAAACCAGAGCUCCAGCUACCCUUCUUCCUUCUCUUCCUAGGAAUCUAUGUGUUCACAGUCGUGGGGAACCUGGGCAUGAUCACACUGAUUGGGCUCAGCUCUCACCUGCACACCCCCAUGUACUACUUUGUCAGCAGUCUGUCAUUGAUCGAUUUGUGCCACUCCACUGUGAUCACCCCCAAAAUGCUGGCUAACUUUGUGACAGAGAAGAACAUCAUCUCCUACCCUGGAUGCAUGACUCAGCUCUACUUCUUCCUUCUUUUUGCUAUUUCAGAGUGUUACAUGUUGGCUGCAAUGGCCUAUGACCGCUAUGUGGCCAUCUGUAGCCCACUGAUUUACCAUGUCAUCAUGUCCUCUCAGACCUGCUUUUCCCUUAUUUUGGUGGUAUAUAUUAUAGGAGUAGUUUGUGCAUCAGUUCAUACAAGCUGCAUGAUUAGAAUUCGUUUUUGUAAAUUGAAUGUGAUCAAUCAUUAUUUCUGUGAUCUUAUAUCCAUCCUAAAACUCUCCUGUUCUAGCACGUAUGUUAAUGAAUUACUAAUUCUAGUCUUUAGUGGAAUUAAUAUCCUUGCGCCCAGCAUGACCAUCCUUAGCUCCUACAUCUUCAUCAUUGCCAGCAUCCUGCGCAUUCGCUCCACUGAGGGCAGAGCCAAAGCCUUCAGCACCUGCAGCUCCCACAUCUCAGCUGUUGCUCUCUUCUAUGGAUCUGCUGCGUUCACGUACCUGCAGCCAUCGUCAAUCAGCUCCAUGGACCAAGGGAAAGUGUCCUCUGUGUUUUACACCAUCAUUGUGCCCAUGCUGAACCCUCUGAUCUACAGCUUGAGGAAUAAAGAUGUGAAUGUUGCCCUGAAGAAAAUGCUAGAGAAAAGAAAAUUUCUGUGA
This is a messenger RNA of Sciurus carolinensis (gray squirrel), 939 nucleotides long. Its product is annotated as olfactory receptor 8G5-like. Gene Ontology annotation, biological process: sensory perception of smell; G protein-coupled receptor signaling pathway. Gene Ontology annotation, cellular component: membrane. The record is from RefSeq and is a predicted model, not a curated record. Lineage: Eukaryota; Metazoa; Chordata; Mammalia; Rodentia; Sciuridae. The transcript has a single exon. Gene Ontology annotation, molecular function: G protein-coupled receptor activity; odorant binding; olfactory receptor activity. The coding region runs from base 4 to 939 and encodes 311 amino acids.